AUGGCGGUCGGAUACAGUGGCAAUUCACACACGGUCGACGUGACAAUCGUCGGUGGAGGGCCUACGGGCUUGUUUACCGGGUAUCUGCUUCAUCAGCUCGGCGUUUCGGUGUGCAUCAUCGAUGGCAAACCAAAAAGUUUAGAACUUGGGCGUGCAGAUGCCCUAAAUGCGCGCACCCAGCAGUACUUCGAAGUCGCCAAGAUUCUUGAUGAUAUACUACCCCUCGGCAUCAAGUGUAAUACCAGUUCGACAUUCGGCGAUGGCGAGUUCAAGACGCGUCAAAACACUUGGUGGGUUGGCCUGGAGCACACCCUGCACAAGAACUUCCUCAUGAUCGGCCAGCCCGUAGUGGAAAAGAUCCUGAGCCAGAGGCUCCAGGGGCUGGUUCGCUACAACGAGCAGGUCGUGUCCAUCUUGGAACAUGACGAAAGCGUCGAAGUGGUCACCGAAUCUGGUUUCAAGGUGCGAAGCAGAUACGCCGUAGGAGCCGACGGUGCUCGAUCCACUGUUCGCCAGUCCAUGGGUGUCACCUUUACCGGCACCAAGCCCGAGAUGCUCUGGGCCGUGUUAGACACCUUCAUUGACACCGACUUCCCCAUCUGCCCUGAAAUUAUCACGUUUCAGCUUGAUGGGCAGUCACGCGUGUCAUGGAUUCCGCGUGAGCGCGGCCUCUGUCGCUUCUAUGUUCUCUUGGAGGGCGAGGUUACACAGGAGCGCGCGGAAGCAUCCAUCAAGGAGCAUCUUGCACCGUACAGAGUGGACUUCAAGAAGACAGAGUGGUACAGCACCUUUGAUGUCAAAGAGCGUAUCGCGUCGUCGUUUGUAUCAAAGGACGGCGCUGGGCGCGUCAUUCUCGCAGGUGAUGCGGCGCAUGUACACUCCGUCAACGGCGGACAAGGGCUCAACACGGGAAUAUCCGAUGCAUUCAACCUUGCAUGGAGGCUGGCUGCAGCUAACCGGGAAAGUCUCAAGGAUGGGGCCGCAGAGACGCUGAUUCGGAGCUACGACACUGAGCGGCGAAAGACGGCCCAGGGAGUCAUCGACGUCGCGGCCGCACUGGUGAGAGACACUGUGCAUACGGCAAAGCAAUACGUCGGCACCAUUGAGAAGAACGCUGGAUACAUUACAGGUAUGGGUGUGUCCUACCGGGGUAUGGGCUCACCACUGGUCAAAGAGUCCGGACAUAGCUUCUGGAAUGCGGGAGACCGCUGCCCAGACGUUGUACUACGGACACUGAACAAAGAAAGCUCCCGCUUGUACCAUGAUACAACGUACGGCAAGUUUCUGGUGCUGAGCAUUGGAAGGUAUGCGGGAGUGCCGCUUGGCCAUGAGGCCAUUGCGGAUGUCCAUACAAUCCUGCCGCUGGAUAGUCCUGGCAACGCGGAAGAUGGCACAAUUCAAGAUGGCGGUACAGGUAAGACGUUCCGGGCAGACUGGGCAACCGCGGAGGACCCGUACACCGUGGUUGUCCGCCCAGAUAUGUACCUUGGCCUUGUGGGCAAGGACAUUGAGGACUGCAAGAUGUAUCUAAACUCGCUAUAUAUCUAA
Molecule: messenger RNA, 1548 nt
Organism: Purpureocillium takamizusanense
Lineage: Eukaryota; Fungi; Ascomycota; Sordariomycetes; Hypocreales; Ophiocordycipitaceae
Exons: 5
Coding region: 1-1548 (515 amino acids)
Molecular function (GO): FAD binding
Source: RefSeq, a predicted model, not a curated record